AUGGUGAAGAAAGCAAAGAAAACACCGGAAUUUGAUUUGAACAUGCUUCAAGUGUUCAAGAAGGUUGAGGUAACCAUACCACUUUUUGAUGCUAUUUUACAAAUUCCAAAGUAUGCAAAAUUUUUGAAAGACUUGUGUACACACAAAGAUAGGAUAGGAGAAUUGGAGACAUUAUCCUUGGGUAAUUCAAUUUCUUCCUUGAUGGAACCUAUUCCAAAGAAAUGUGGUGACCUUAGGCCUUGUUUGGUGUCUUGUUGUAUUGGUGGACGCACUUUUCUUGAUUGUAUGUGUGACCUUGGAGCUUGUGUAAGCAUCAUGCUGCUUUCUAUCUUUGUGCGAUUGAAUUUAGCUCCAUUAAAGAAGUCGGCGGCGAGGUUUUCCUUAGCCGAUAAAAGUGUGAUCACGGUAACAGGAAUAGCCGAAGAUGUACUUAUGGCGAUCGAGGAUUUGGUUUUUCCGGUUGACUUUUACAUCCUUGAAAUGCCUCCAACAGAAAAUAGAAGCUCAUCCUCCGUUCUACUUGGUAGACCCUUCCUUAAGACCUCUAAAUUCAAGUUAGAUGCCUUCACCGGCACAUAUUCCUUUGAGGUUGAAGACAAGACUAUCAAGUUCAAUUUGGAAGAAGCCAUGAAGCAUCCUCUUGAAGAGCAUUCUGUUCUCCGAUGUGAUGUAAUCGAUGAAGUGGUAGCGGAAGUGCGAGAAGAAGACCAUAACAAGUUGUGCUACCAUAUUGUUGAAGAGACGGAUGACCAAGAAGGUGAACAUGAGAAAUUUGUUGAGAAUGAACUCCAUGAGCUUGAUGAAAAGGAACCUCAGCUUGAGGCAAAGAGUGAAUUGAAGCCUCUUCCAUCUCAUUUGAAGUAUGCUUUCUUAGAGGACAACCAAAAGUUUCUGGUCAUUAUUGCUAGUGAGCUUUCUAGUGAAGAAGAAGAAAAGCUCCUAGAUGUUCUCAGAAAGUACAAGAAGGCAAUUGGUUGGAGCCUAGCCGAUAUUGUGGGGAUUGACCCUCGCAAGUGCAUGCAUCGUAUAUUUCUCCAAGAGGGAGCUAGGCUGGUUAGGCAACUGCAAAGGAGGCUCAACCCAACCAUCCUCGAUGUGGUAAAGAAGGAGGUCACUAGGCUACUUGAUGCGGGUAUCAUAUACCCGAUUUCUGACAGUGAGUGGGUGAGUCCUGUCCAGGUUGUUCCCAAGAAAUCAGGCAUCACUGCGGUUAAAAAGGAUGAUGGUGAAGUGGUCACCAAGAGAGUACAAAACGCGUGGCGAGUGUGCAUUGAUUAUAGAAGAUUGAACGCCGCUACAAGGAAGGACCACUACCCUUUGCCCUUUAUCGAUCAGAUGUUGGACCGUUUGGCAGGUAAAUCCCAUUACUGCUUUCUUGAUGGAUUCACUGGUUACUUCCAGAUUUACAUUGCUCCUGAAGAUCAGGAAAAUACCACAUUCACUUGCCCUUUUGGCACCUUUGCCUACAAAAGGAUGCCAUUUGGACUAUGUAAUGCACCUGCUACUUUUCAGCGGUGCAUGACUAAUGUCUUUUCCGAUCUAAUGAAGAAUUGUCUGGAAGUCUUUAUGGAUGACUUCAGUGUUUAUGGAACUUCAUUUGAUUGUUUCUUAGAGAACUUGGCCAAGGUCUUAGCUAGAUGUGUUGACACUAACCUUGUCUUGAAUUUUGAGAAAUGUCACUUUAUGGUAAGACAAGGUAUAGUGUUAGGACAUGUAGUAUCUCAUGAAGGAAUCUCUGUAGACCCAGCCAAGGUCGAUGUUAUCACCACUUUACCUUACCCCUCAUCUGUGAGGGAGGUCCGCUUGUUUUUAGGACAUGCAGGAUUCUAUAGGCGCUUUAUCAAAGAUUUCAGGAAAAUUGCUUUGCCAUUGUCGCGCCUACUCCAAAAAGAUGUGGACUUUGAGUUUGACAGUGAAUGUGUGAAAGAUUUUAAAGAGCUAAGGAGUGUUCUUACCAUGACACCGAUUGUGCGAGGCUCCAGAGCCAUUUGA
This is a messenger RNA of Arachis stenosperma, 1992 nucleotides long. RefSeq lists its product as uncharacterized. Bases 1 to 1992 code for a protein of 663 amino acids. NCBI's taxonomy places the organism in Eukaryota, Viridiplantae, Streptophyta, Magnoliopsida, Fabales, Fabaceae. The record is from RefSeq and is a predicted model, not a curated record. The transcript has a single exon.